Messenger RNA from Entamoeba histolytica HM-1:IMSS, 1127 nucleotides. Its product is annotated as WD domain containing protein. NCBI's taxonomy places the organism in Eukaryota, Evosea, Mastigamoebida, Endamoebidae. The record is from RefSeq and is a predicted model, not a curated record. The transcript has a single exon. Gene Ontology annotation, molecular function: protein binding. Bases 1 to 1092 code for a protein of 363 amino acids.
AUGACCAUUGAAUUAAAGGAGGAAAUUAUCAUUCCUGAUGAUAUUGUUUGUCCUUCUCGUGUGUUAGAUAUUAAAUUUAGUCCAACUAAUGAUGUUGUUGCUGUCGGAGAUAUGCAUGGUCUUAUUAGAUUAUAUAACUAUGGUAAUAUUCAAGAACCAAAUGAAAUAUUUACUCUUAAAGCUCAUGAAGAUUCAACAAGAGAUGUUUGUUUUAAUGACAAUGGAAAUCUUUUGUUUUCUACUUCUGCUGAUGGUUCAAUUACUAUUACAGAUUUAAAUAAUCAAAAAAUUCUUGCAAAGAAUGAUAAAGCCCAUAAACAUGGUAUCUAUUCAUUAGAUGUAAAAGGAAAUAUUUUUGUUACAGGUGAUGAAAGUGGCAGAAUUAAAGUAUGGGAUAUGAGACAACAAAAAUGUGUUGUUGUUUUCAAUGAACAUCAUGAUUAUAUUUCUCAAUUAACCAUUUGUGAUAAUACUAUUUUUGCUGCAGGAGGUGAUGGAUGUAUGUCAACAUGGAAUAUUAAUUCAAAAAAAGUUAUUGGAAUAAGUGAUAAUAUGAAUGAAGAUUUAUUAUCUCUUUCUAUAACAAAAAAAGAUGACACACUUGUAUGUGGUGGUCAAAGUGGAAAAUUAUUUGUAUGGGAAUGGGAUAAUUGGGAAUAUCCAAAAAAUGCUCUUAAAGGACAUCCAGAGAGUAUUGAGAGUAUUAUUGCAGUCAAUAAAAAUACUAUUAUUACUGGUAGUUCUGAUGGUAUUAUUCGUGUAGUUCAAAUAAAUCCACACAAAUUACUAGGUUGUGUUGGUCAACAUGAUUUUCCAAUUGAACGUUUAGCUUUGUCAAGAGACAAAAAUAUAUUAGCAUCAUCUUCUCAUAGUAGACACAUCAAAUUUUGGGAUGUUGGAUAUUUAUAUAAUGACCAAGAUGAUGAAGAAAGUGAUGAUAGUAAACAAAAAACAAUGGUAAUAGAAAAACCCGAAGCAGACAUUGUUACUCCUUUCCAAGAAGAAAAAGUUCAAAAUGCAUAUAACAAAAAGAAGAAAACUAAAGGUCCACAACAAAGAAAUGAAACUAAUCCAUUCUACAAAGAUAUGUGAAGGAUUAACUAUUUCGAUUGAAUUUUUGUGAUGUA